AUGAAGGUAGAGUAUCACAAUUCUUACAACCUUCUAACUACCAACACCACAGCUUCAUCAGCUAUACCUGAAAUCAAUAUGAACAAACUAUUUGCCGUCGUUCUCUGUUUGGCCUUCGCCUCCAUGACCUUGGCUGGUAACCCCUUGAUGAUGGGUGGUUUAGGAAUGAUGAACCCCUACAUGAUGGGUAUGGGCGGUUUAGGUAUGAUGAGUAUGAUGAACCCCUACAUGAUGGGUAUGGGAGGUUUAGGUAUGAUGGGAAUGAUGAACCCCUACAUGAUGGGUAUGGGAGGUUUAGGUAUGAUGGGCGGUUACGGUAUGAUGGGCGGUCUUGGUAUGAUGGGUGGACUUGGUAUGAUGACCGGAUACAAGAAAUAAGAUGGUUACUGGUUAUUGGAAAGAUUUACUUUUGUUUGCUGUAUCGAUUGAUUGAACUUAUUCUAUACAAUAUGUACGAGUAAAUAAUUGUUUUAAAUAAAUAAAUAAAUAUAUAGUUAUUUUUUA
Lottia gigantea (owl limpet) is the source of this 504-nucleotide messenger RNA. RefSeq lists its product as hypothetical. Bases 1 to 378 code for a protein of 125 amino acids. The record is from RefSeq and is a predicted model, not a curated record. The transcript is spliced from 3 exons. NCBI's taxonomy places the organism in Eukaryota, Metazoa, Mollusca, Gastropoda, Lottiidae.